This is a messenger RNA of Hippoglossus stenolepis (Pacific halibut), 5220 nucleotides long. Its product is annotated as frizzled-3. Gene Ontology annotation, molecular function: Wnt receptor activity; Wnt-protein binding. Lineage: Eukaryota; Metazoa; Chordata; Actinopteri; Pleuronectiformes; Pleuronectidae. Gene Ontology annotation, biological process: canonical Wnt signaling pathway; non-canonical Wnt signaling pathway. The record is from RefSeq and is a predicted model, not a curated record. Gene Ontology annotation, cellular component: plasma membrane.
CGUGUCUGCGCGGCCACGCUGAAUCCGCGGUCACGAUGUGUGGUCUGCACGCUGCAGGGAACCAGCUGCAAACCGAGGAGCGGCAGCGCGGUGCUGCAGUGAGCGGAGCCGGCGGAGCAGCGCCCCAACCGCCCGCUGCCCUUUAAACCAGGACCUGCUUGAUGAAUCCAAUCCAGUGUGGCAACUGCAUGUGGAAAGGCAGCAUUUUGGGACUUGCAGAGGAAUCAACAAGCUCCUGUGGAGGAUGGUGACAUAUGGAUGUGGACUCUGGAUCUCAGGUGAUUCUUCAAAAUAUUACUUGAAACAGCAAGAGUGAGGAAAGGAAGAGACACUCAACAGAGAGCCCCAGCAGACGUCUGUUAUUCCAGGGACAUGCUCCCAGUUUGGGGAUGGAACAAAAGGAAUCUGUGUUUGACCGUGGGAGCACCAGGAAAUGGAGAGGCAUCAUGUUAUUUUUGACUGAGAAAUAACUAACAUUUUGAAAUAUUUAAAUUCAUCCAUGGCCUACAGAUGAAUUUAUACUCUGCCGCAUGUGAUGCUGGGGGUCUAUUUCCCGAGUGUACCCACCUCCUCUGCGGACUCAACUGCUUCUCAUGUUAAGGAACUUUAGAAAUAAAUUCAGCAUGUCAUUCAGUGACCUUCUGGGCGAUGAGGAAGUCACCAGUAUGAGCCACCGUGGAGAAAUGUCGGACAUUAAGACGCAAGUUGGAAGAGGAUGUGUGAAAGACUGGUUUUCCCAAACGACAACAGUCUACUGCAGACAGCGAGUAUCUGUCUGUUUGUCUUUCCCCCUCAUCUCUAUGGUCCUACUACUCCUCUCCCUGGUUACACCCGCUCUGUCCAUUCACAUGGAGUCUGUAGAGAGCCACAGUGAGUUCAGCUGUGAGCCCAUCAAGCUGAGAAUGUGCCAGGAUCUGCCUUACAACACCACCUUCAUGCCCAAUCUACUGAACCACUAUGACCAGCAGACGGCCGCUCUGGCCAUGGAGCCUUUUCAUCCCAUGGUAAACCUAGUGUGCAGCGCUGACCUGAGGAUGUUCCUGUGUGCCCUCGGCCCGGUGUGCACGGUCUACGGCCAGGUGUCCAUGCCAUGUCGAUCUCUCUGCCAGCGCGAAGACGAGUGCCACAAACUCAUGGAGAUAUUUGGAGUAGCCUGGCCAGACGACAUGCAAUGUAGCAGGUUCCCGGAUUGUGAUGAGCCAUAUCCUCGUGCAGAGGACCUGCUAACAGGUUCUGACCCCACUGACCAGUCAUCCAUGACUGUGCAGAGAGAAUACGGUUUCUGGUGCCCCAGAGAGCUCAAAGUUGACCCUGAACUGGGUUACUCUUUCAUGGGCAAGAAGGACUGUUCUGCUCCAUGUCCCUCAAUGUUCUUCAACCAGCAGGAGCUGACCUUUACCCGAUACUUCAUAGGCGUCGUCUCCAUCGUCUGUCUGUCCGCAACGCUCUUCACCUUUCUGACAUUUCUCAUUGAUGUUACCAGGUUUCGAUACCCUGAGCGUCCAAUAAUCUUCUACGCUGUGUGUUAUGUCAUGGUGUCGCUGGUGUUUUUCCUUGGUUUCCUGUUGGAAGACAGAGUUGCCUGCAAUGCAGUCAGCCCUUCUCAGUUUAGAGCUUCAACCAUAACACAGGGUUCACACAACAAGGUGUGCACCCUCUUCUUCAUGGUCCUGUAUUUCUUCACCAUGGCUGGCAGCUUGUGGUGGGUCAUACUGACGAUCACUUGGUUCCUGGCCGCUGUGCCUAAAUGGGGGAGGGAGGCCAUCGAGAAGAAAGCCCUCCUCUUCCAUGCUGUUGCCUGGGGGCUCCCAGGGGCCCUGACUGUCACCUUGUUGGCCCUGAACAAAAUUGAAGGAGAUGGGAUCAGUGGAGUGUGUUUCAUAGGCCUGUAUGAUAUAGACGCCCUGCGGUGGUUUGUUCUGGCACCGCUCUGCCUCAAUGUGGCGGUGGGCGUCUCUCUCCUGUUAGUGGGCAUUGUUGCUCUGAAUCGGGUGCGCAUGGAAAUCCCUUUGGAGAAGGAAAACCAGACCAAACUAGUCAAGUUUAUGAUCCGAAUGGGAGUGUUCUCGGUGCUCUACCUUGUCCCCCUGUUGACUGUGAUUGGGUGCUACCUGUAUGAACACACCUACCGAAACAUUUGGGAGAAAACAUGGAUGGAGGAGAACUGCAAGCACUAUCACAUCCCCUGCCCAUACAAGGUGGAGCAGAGCAGUCGACCGCUCAUGGUUUUGUUCCUGAUGAAAUACCUGAUGAUGCUGGUGGUGGGGAUUCCUGUGUUCUGGGUGGGCAGUAAGAAGACCUGUUUCGAUGGGCCAGCUUCCUGCACGGGCAGACGCAAAGACAGUGGGGUGAACGAGUCUCGCCAGGUUCUGCAGGAGCAGCCCGACAUUGCUCAGUCUCUGCUGCGUGAACCCAACACCCCUGUUAUUAGGAAGUCUAGAGGAACAUCCACUCAGGGCACCUCCACCCACGCCUCCUCCACUCACUUAGCUGUCCUGGACGACCUUGACGAGCCGGUCAGAACUCACCACGGCCACCCUGCCUCCACCAGAAGUAAAGCCAGCAGCGUUCACAGCAAGGCCAGCUACCACGGCAGCCUGCGCCGCACCCGAGACGACAGGAGCGAUGCGCUGGUUUACCGAGGUACAGAGGAACGCAGUUUCCAUGGCAGCAUGCCACGUCUUGACCACCCGCUUUCCACUCACAGCAGCCUCCAUCAUAUAGAGAGCAACUCACGGCACGGCAGCCAGCGAGACGUGUCUGAAGCCCUGUCUACCCUCAUCACCCACGGAACCACGGCGAGUAUCAGUCGAGUUGCUGAGAAUGACGGCACUAGUGCCUGAAAACAAUCACAAACUUUACAGGAAAUCAUUGCCAGGACGCUGUCUGUCUUUCAAAGAAGAUUUGCUGUCAGCAGAACCACACUGCAGUGUCUGUCAAGAUGGAGGAUGUACCAGUGUGUGCUGUGGUGGUGAAUUUUAGUUUCAGUUUAUCGCUGGACGGUCGUUAGCUGUGCAGCUACUGGAGAACACAGGUUUAAGCUGGACAGGUAUGUUUACAUAUUUGAGUUGACAAAGCAGUUGACUCCUGACUGCUCAACUCAAACUGCUGAACCAACAAGAUAAAUCCACCUCCUCAGACUUAAGUGACAUCUGUGAGACUCAAGAUGUUAUUCAGGUAAAGUUUCAGUAUCUCGUGAUAAACAAUGGUGACAGUUUGGUGCAGGUUUACUCUGAAAGAUUCAUCUUGGAUUUAGAGGUUGGACACCAGAACAUUGUGACACGCCUCUACUUCCAAAUAAGGAUCUUGAAUCAUCUUGCAGGAUUUACAGGAAUAUUGUUAAAUAUGUGAACUGUGCCGAGUAUUGCUUUUGUAACAAUCUGCAUUGGUUUGUCGUCUCACAUGAAACUUGACUGAUUUCAGUCAGAUCUAAUUAUUCCAUGUUUUUGUUUCUUAGACUGCAGCUCUUAAUGAUGAUGUUUAUCUUUGUGUGGCUUCAGAGUCAAUGAAUAUGGGCCUCAUGUGACAUUUUGGACCUUUUUGUGGAUUAGUGAGAUAUUUUUAUACUGUGAAAAUCAUCUGUGUGGUGCUGAAUGCUUCUCAGUGACAGUGUGUGAGUGCGUGUGUGUGUGUGUGUGUGUGUGUGUGUGUGUGUGAGUGCGUGUGUAUGUGAGAUUGAGUAAGAAAUAAAGACACAAGUGGUUAAAUGUGUUUUUAAACUUCAGGCACUCCCUCUGAUCUAAACAGAGAAAACAUGAUGGAGGGAACUGAACCCAGUUUGUUAAAGGGUUGUCUUCAGAACCAGGAAGAUGAAUGAACUGGAAUAAUGCUUGUGCACUUACUUAACAUGCACAGAGGUUAUUCUUUAUUAUUAAAUCAUUUCAGCACUGGACCUUCUGCAGAGAGGCAUCAGCUUUGCAAGGGAAGACAGGUCGGCUUUAGAAACAAACAAGAGAAUAAUUCACACAACCAAUGCUUAUUUCAUUUGCUGUCAACCAGCCAAUCUUGUUAAUAAAAUCUAAAUGGAAGAAGCCAAAUAAGAGUCAUUACAAAGUCUAAAAGCCUCAAAAUCGCGUAACAAUCUAAACAUCAACAACCUCUGUCUGAUUCAGGAAGUCGUUUAUCACUGCAUUCAAGUCUAACGGCUGUAUAGACUGAAGUGUAAUUUCAAAAUGGAAACCAAUGACAGUGCUUUUAUUUUUAAAUCUGUUAACAUCCUCAUGGCAGAAUGGUUGUUUGUUUCUUUUUUUUCCCUAAUGCCACUUUUACUAGUUGCAUUGAUGUGACCUAACCUGCUUCUGUACAUGCUCUUUGGUCACGUGUGCUUGCAUUGUUCAAACUUACAGAAACAUUCAGUCAUCAGACUCGAUAUGUUCUCUGACAUUUAAUGUUGUAGGAAGUUAAAUGUAUAAUAUCACUGUCUCUCUCAUUUGUUUUUUGUUCCACAAUCCCUCAAGUUAACCUACCUCACCUCUACCUUCAGCCUUCUCUGUACCUGGGUGUACACACGCACACGUUAUUGAGUAUUUUAAGUAAAAAUGCCUAUUUCUGAAGAAUCUGAAAGGCUCUAAAAUGAUACACAAACCAAACAGACUUUCAGUGACUCAUGGGUUCUGUUUUAAGUCUCACACACACACACACACACACUAGGAUCAGUAGCUAACUCCAUCCCACAGUUAGCUAUGUGUUUUUUUACUUGCUGACUCUGGCCUUUCACUGCUGCCUCUCUCCUUCCGUCUCUCUUCUCACGUUCACUCGUCUGCCUGCGUCUCUGUUGUACAUAGAUCUUCUGUCCUCUGUGGUGACUAAUCGGCCUCACACCUGCCUCCUGCCUCUCCCCCUGUAAAUGUGCCCACACUAAUCUUUUUUUGGGACCUACACAAUCUGCCUGUACUGUUGCAAGUCUUGACUACUGACAAACAUUAACCAUUGUGCUUUUACAACAAGAGAUGCUAUGAAACAUCUCAUUCUUCUCAUCAGUCCCACAACCAGACAUUUCUGAGGAAGCUGUUAUCAUCUUCAUCCUCAUCAUCAUCAUUACAGUGCUUCACAGUGAACUGGAGUAGCUUGAAAAUAUGGCACAUUAGCAAUGAUGGUUUAAAAACAGAUCAAUAUUGAGAAGUGUGAAACUUGGGAUGUAUUUGCCUUGUAAUUUAUUUGCAGUUUGGGACUGUAAUGACUUGUUUUACAUGCAGUCUAAUAAACAUUUUAUAAACUUCA